This is a messenger RNA of Hydractinia symbiolongicarpus, 4114 nucleotides long. Its product is annotated as extracellular calcium-sensing receptor-like. Gene Ontology annotation, molecular function: G protein-coupled receptor activity. Gene Ontology annotation, biological process: G protein-coupled receptor signaling pathway. Lineage: Eukaryota; Metazoa; Cnidaria; Hydrozoa; Anthoathecata; Hydractiniidae. The transcript has a single exon. Gene Ontology annotation, cellular component: membrane. The coding region runs from base 164 to 2617 and encodes 817 amino acids. The record is from RefSeq and is a predicted model, not a curated record.
AGAAAUGAACACAAAAAUAAAAUUGAUUAACGAAAAUUAAUUGAUUGUAAAGACUAAAUUUUUUAUUAAAAAAGAAAAUAAGCGUGUCGAAAGUAAAAAUUCAGUCCUGGAACUGUUGGUCACGAAGUUACGAAGUCAAGAAACGAGUUACGUUACAAACAAUAUGAAUGUUCAGCGCCUUGUUAGUUAUCUCCUUGCUGCAUUGUCCUUCAUUUGCUUAAUCAAAGGAAAUCUUAGAACAAUUUCUGAAAAAAGAGAUAUUAAUUUGGCAAUAUAUUUGUCAUUAUGUUUGGGAAAGGGAUUAAAAAUCGACUCCUUGAUGCUUUUAGAGGGAAUCGAUUACAAAGUAAAUAUUAUCAACAAGGAAAUGAAUGCUUUCUAUCACGGAAGAAACGACACAAUGAUUUCCAUGGGUUAUGUCAUAUAUGAUGUUUGCUAUGGAUCUAAGGGUACACUUAAAUCAGCGUUGGACUCUGUAUUGCAACACGUUAACUUGCCUUCUAAAGGUAAUGGAACUUGUUGCAUAUCCUAUCCAUCCCGUAAAGAUGAGGUCAUCAUAGUAGCUAACGCAAGUGAAGCUGUUUCUUCACUAAUGGUUAAUCUUCUACAAGCAUCAAAGAAGCCUUACAUAUCAUUGUAUCAGUACAAAUCGUAUGAUCAACUAUACAAAAACUAUUACAAAUUAAAUUCGCAAGAUUAUGAAGUUCUAAAUACAUUUCUCGAGUUGAUAAAAUUUAUGAAGUGGAAACAUGUUGGGCUUAUUUUUUCUAACAAUCCAUAUGGAGAAGCUGGUUAUUAUAGAGCAAUUGAUGUGUUUAAUGAUGCUGAAAUAUGCUUCAGUUUUUCCUUUUUUUUCUCGAAUGGCGCUUCUUUGAGUGACGUGGACAUGAUCAAAAGGCUCAAAGGCAAUGCUUACAUUGACGUGGUACUAUUAUGGUUAACUGCUGAAGAUAGUAUCAGUUUCCUGCAAUUGGCCGACAGGUAUUUCAUAUAUAACAGGACUUGGUUAGCAAGUCCUGCAAUUUCAAAUCUACCUUCAUCUUUUUUUCAAACCUUUGAACCAUUAGUAGUACAGGGAAUGAUACACGUGAAAAAAAGUCGCAAUAAAAAAAUAAAUAGCUUUUUUAACUAUUUUUGGAAGCUAGAAGAAACAAAUGUGAUCAACAAAUGGAGAAAAUAUGCAAACGCUAAUGUGUUGGAAAGUGGUAAUGGAACAUAUCUUAAGUCACUGCAGAAACAGAUAGAUCAGGGGACAUAUGUCACGCUUUACAAUACACUUGCUGCUUUCGACAUUUUUACGUUUGAUUUGAAGAUUAUUAUUGGUACUAAUGUCAAAGAAAAAACCGGAUACAUUAUUGAAGAAGUUCAGAGAAAGCCCAUCCGCUUUGGUUUCAUAAAUAAUGCGGACACUGCGUCAAUAGAAAUUUUGCAAAUUAAUUACACCACCAGAGAAGUUAGUUUCACCUACGUAGCAUUAGUACUAACAUUAUGGGGUAGACUGAAAUUUUCUGAAUUUAAAAAAAGUGUUUGGGCGGGGUAUAGCGAGAGAGCACCUAAUUCAAAGUGCCAUGGACAAUGUUUGGCUGGACACGAACCAAUUUAUUUGAACAAAAGAUGUUGUUGGAUUUGUGUAAAGUGUGCAGACACCACAAUCAAAUCGAAGAAUGGCAGUGAGACGUGCCAAGAUUGCCCACACAACACAGAGUCAAACAGAAAAAGAACCCUUUGCCUUACCUAUAAAAAUAAAUACAUCAUUUAUAAUACUACAAUAGCUUAUGGUGUUUACAGUUUGGUGUGUUUAGGCGCAGCAUUGAGCUUUGUUUUUCUUAUUUUUUUUGUUAAGAAUAGAACCACGCCAUUAGUCCGUUCAUCAAAUACUUUUUUAUCCAUCACACAACUUACAAUUCAUUUUCUUUUAUUUUUGACACCUGUUUCUUCAAUUGGAUACAUCAACAAUACGUCUUGCAUUAUAACAAUGGUUUUACAUGGACAGUUAAUUUGCCUAAUACUAGCCAUUGUUUUUGCCAAGACAGUGUUUCUUGUUCGCGUGUUUCAGAGCAAAAGAGUGCUAAUACGUUCUGUAGUAACAAAAAAUGUUCAGUAUCUUUGGAUACUGUCGAUUCAAGCUGUUUAUGGAUGCCUUGUUAUACUAGCACUUUACCAUUCACCUCAUGGUAUUGUAAACAUGAAAAAUCGAGAACAGCUACUAAACGAAGUAACUUGUGCAAAUCACAAUCUACUGAUUUGUCAAUUUGCAUAUAUUCUAUUCCUGACCGCUUCGUGCAUGGUUCAAGCAUUUCGUGCUCGAAAUUUGCCCUCCUAUUAUAAUGAAGGAACAAAAAUACUGUAUGCAUCAUCUAGUGUGAUUCUUGUGUUGAUAAUGGCAGCACUGCUUCAUACAAGCAUAACAGAUAUAAACAAGAAAGUUAUUCAAUAUCAGGUUCUCUCGUGGUUAAUAAACUUUUGUAUUUUGUUUUUCCUGUUUUCAUUUAAAGUCUGGGUUCUUAUGUUCCAACCGCAACGGAAUAAUAUUCGGGUCUUUCGAAGAAUUUUGUAUAAUAACUCAAAAGAAAGAGUGGAUAUGAAAAUGAGAAAAAGAGAAGGCUCAAGAAGCUGAUAAUUUCUUUGAAAGAAGUACAUUAGUUUAUAUCCGGUUAUUGUUAGCAAGAUAAUAAAUAUAUUUAUUAAAAACCAAAAAUCUUUCUGGCUUUGUUUUGACGUUGUCGUGGCGUAGAGGCUAGAUGCAUUGGGAUUUUUAACCAUCCAGAAAUUGCUGAUUAUCAGCUUUUGACCGCACAGUGGGUGCAAGUUUAAAUGUAAAGAAUCUUGAUUCAGGUUCUACUUGAUUAAAAAUGGUUUUUACUGUAAAUUUAUUGUUUUGGUUCGUCAAAAGAUAAAAUUUGUUUUUCGUUGUUUGAAGUUAAAAGGAAAAAGAAAAUAUUAAUUUGGUAAAAACAAAAUGAUUUUCUCUAUUUUUGCUUGUUUGUUUCAUGUUAAAUUCUACUACAUUGGAACUUCUCCAAGGCGGACAUCCUCUAUACGCCGAACAGUUUAUUUUGUCAGGACCGAACUUCAAAGAAGAUUCUUCUCCAGACUUAGAGGGUAUAAAUUUACUUAAACUUAAACUUUUCAAUUUAAUUUGCUCCAUUAUAAUAUAUAUAAAUAGAUUUUCAAUUAGAACAUAUGCAUUACUAUCUUCUUAAGUUAAACAUAUUAUUUUUGUUCUUUUUUGACUUUAUAUCGACGCGCCUAUUAAAAAUUAUUAAUAAGAGCGCCGUUCAAGUUUUUUAUAACAAGAUGAACAGAAGAUUUCACUAAUAUCCCGUUCACACCGGAAUGAAACCGGUUUUCAUCGAAUUUAAAAUAACAAUGUUUUAUAUAUUAAAUGUUUAUACGGAAAUAAAAUCCGGGAAUGUUGUGUUACUCCAUAGCCGUAAACUAAAUGAAUCAGGAGAAAGUAAAAAAUGUUCUACGCAGUGUUGCGUGCGAUAAGAUAGAAUAGAAGAUAUAUCCACCUGCGCUUUCGCACAUGGGCCGGGUAUAGAUACGUCAAAUUCGAUGUGUACGCGCCAUCUUAAAAGACAUUUUUAGUCACCGCAAUCCUCGUUUGAGGGAGAAAUUCUUGGACAUUAUUUUAAAUGAGGCUGAAUUUAUUGUCAACUACUUGCCAUUAAGUCGGAAUCAGUGUUGCCUUCCUCCCCGUUAUCUUCAAAGUUGCGUCUUUAUAUUGUCGGAAACAAUGAAAAAGAACGCAGUGCGUCCUAGAUACAUUUUAACAAUAAGGAAAAAAAGUAAGUAUUUUAAUGCAUUGUAAAGCAAGCGAAAAUGGAACAUCAGCUUAAGUAAUUUUCGUAUUGAAGAUAUCGUAUUAUUAAAAGAUAAGAAAACUGAAAAAGUAAGAUUACGUUUGGCGAGAGUGGUUUGGUUAAAGAAAGAUUGUGACAGAUAUGUCCAAAGUUGCACUGUAUGUUUAGGAAAUCUCACAUACGCAAAAGUGGACAGACCAACAACGAAAUUUGUGUUACUGUUAAAAAAAGUCAAAGUGCCGACAAAGAGCCAAACCAAAAUAACUGAACUUGAAGGAAAGCAGGUUAAAUAGCCCUUACGGGAUUUU